GGGGCGGCCCCGAGCGGCGCUGCCGGGAUGGGAGCGUGAGAGGGGGCGAGUCCGCGGCCGGAGGAGCUGCGGUCUGAGCGGGGGCUGGUGCCGGCGGGCUCGGACCCGCCAUGGAGCCGGUGACCAAGUGGAGCCCGAAGCAAGUGGUGGACUGGACUAAGGGUCUGGAUGAUUGCCUGCAGCAGUAUGUCCAUAAAUUUGAACGGGAGAAGAUAAAUGGUGAGCAGCUGUUACAGAUUUCUCACCAGGACCUUGAAGACUUGGGUAUCUCACGGAUUGGACACCAGGAGCUGGUUCUAGAGGCUGUGGAUCUCCUGUGUGCACUGAACUAUGGCCUUGAAACAGACAACAUGAAGAACCUGGUUCUCAAGCUGCGAGGGUCAUCCAACAAUCUGCAGAACUACAUCAGCAGCCGUAGGAAAAGUUCCAGUUAUGAUGGAAAUACCUCUCGCAAGCCCCCCAAUGAAUUCCUUACUUCUGUUGUGGAGCUUAUUGGUGCUGCUAAAGCCUUGCUUGCAUGGUUGGACAGGACCCCAUUUACAGGUAUUGCUGACUUUUCAUCAAUGAAGAACAGAAUCAUUCAGCUCUGCUUGGACCUCACUACUACUGUUCAAAAGGAUUGCACUGUGGCUGACAUGGAAGAUAAAGUCCAGACUGUGGCCAAGACUUUAAAUGGCAUUUGUGACAAAGCCAUCCGAUCAACCACAGACCCACUGAUGAGCCAGUGUGCCUGUCUGGAGGAGGUCCAUUUAACCAACAUUAAACCUGGGGAAGGCCUGGGAAUGUACAUCAAAUCAACUUAUGAUGGAUUGCAUGUAAUUACUGGAACAACAGAAAAUUCCCCUGCUGAUCGCUCCCAGAAGAUUCAUGCUGGUGAUGAAGUGAUCCAGGUUAAUAGGCAAACUGUGGUUGGAUGGCAACUAAAAAAUCUGGUGGCAAAGUUGCGAGAGAAUCCUGCUGGAGUUAGGCUGCUGCUUAAGAAACGUCCUACUGGCUCUUUUCAUUUCACUCCUGCUCCUCUGAAGAACCUGCGCUGGAAACCACCCUUGGUGCAGACCAGUCCCUCACCAGCUUCAACUCAGUCGCCAGAAAGCACCGUGGAUACCUCACUGAAGAAGGAGAAGCCAGCCAUUUUGGAUCUGUACAUACCCCCUCCACCAGCUGUUCCGUAUUCUCCUCGAGAUGAAAAGGGGAGCUUUUUGUAUGGAGGAGGCAGCAAACGCAGUCAGCCCCUGCCUGGGUCCAAGGGCGCCGAGUCUCCCAAUUCCUUUCUGGAUCAGGAGAGCCGGAGGCGGAGGUUCACUAUUGCUGAUUCUGAUCAGCUGCCUGGGUAUCCCAUGGAAGUAAAUGUCCUGCCAGCCAAAAUGAGAGAAAAAACACAGUCCUACGGAAAACCUCGUCCUUUGUCAAUGCCUGCUGAUGGAAGCUGGAUAGGAGUUGCAGAGCCCUUCUCUAGGCCACGAGGAUCAGGGAGAAAAGGUGAAGAUGUCCUCUGCAGGUACUUCAGCAAUGAAAGGAUACCCCCCAUCAUUGAGGAAAGCCCCUGCACGCAGCACCCGCUCUCCAGGCCGGUGUCUGACAAGCAGUUAGUGAGGGGAACGGAUUAUAUUCGGGGCAGCAGGUGCUUUAUGAACACAGACCUCCACAACAGUGCAACAAUUCCUUUCCAAGAGGAAGGUGCUAAAAAAUCAUCGGUCACAUCAUCCACGAAAUCCUCCUCGGCAGAGCCCUCGCUGCUGGUCAAUUGGUUCACCAGACUGAAGCUGUUGACUCACUGACUUGUCCCCAGCGCUGUCACCAAGUGCCUUUGCUCGUCGGUCACACUUCCCUACUCUGCAGCCUAACUGACACACACUGACUAAUGCAGUAUUCUGUUCCUGGAGAAUCUCACACUUUAGCCUUUUUGCUUGUCAUUUUUCAUGGAUCAGAGGGUUUCAUAGUGCAAGGAGGGAGGACAGAUCAAGUUCCUCUUCCUGGCCAAAAACUGAAGGCAUUUAUUUCCAUGGAAAUGAGUAAAAUUUCAGUGAGGUAGAGGCCACAAGUGACCUGGGAAAUGUGUAAUGGCUCAGAGGAAAACAUUGCAUUACUGUGAAGUCCAGUGGCACUUUAGUUGUCUGAAUGCUCAGAGGCUGGUGCAACUGGCAGGGUGUCAGAGUAUGAAGAGCUCACAGAAGCUGUCACUCUCCUGACUGGGAAAAUAAGCAGGGAAACAGCAGUUUCAUGCAACUUGGUGAUGCUGUUUCAAGUACUGCAUGAGAUCAACCUUGCAAGGAAGAAUUAGUGGUGUUACCACUCUUUCUCUGAUAUCCAGAGUUCCUAUGAAGUCUUCGGAAGAGAGUUCUCUUAUUCAGAGAUUUUAGGAAGUUGGACUAAUUUAAUUAUAAAUCAAUCCAACCUUAUAUAUAUAUAAUCUAUUUUAUUUGAAAUCACAGUACAAAUAAGGAGCACUGAACAACUGCAAUGCUCAUCUGUAAAGGUAUAUGGAUUGCUACAACAAGCCAAGGAAAUGCAUCUGUAGAGGUGGUGAAAGAAUAUAUAUUUUUUUCCUUAAUUUUUUAAGAAUGACUUGCUGUUAACCAAAGUAACCUUGAAAGACAGUCCUGUUGGACUUAUGAGAACUUUUACAGUGGUUCAGUUUUUGAAUGAUAUGUUGUUUUUAUGAAAAAUAUGUGCUAUCAUACACUACAAUUGUAAGACAUCUUGCUAUUUUCUAUAUAGCUCUAAUUUUUACCCCUCCAGAAUUUUAAAGUAGCCUUGGGUAUUUUGGGAGGAAAAUAAAACUUGUUUAACAAAAGAGGAGGAUAUUAAAGAGGUAUUGUUUAAGAAGGAAUGUACAUAAGAUUGUUAGUAUGCAAACAGUUGUGUUUAAAGUUAUUUAAAUGUCAAAUAUAGUUGUAUAUGUUUUUACAUUUAAACAGAUAGAGUUUGUACCUUCCUGUAUGGAAGUAUUGGGCACAGCUUAGUCAAAUGAAAAGAAAAUAAGAUUUUGUAUUACCUUCUAAUUAUAAGACUAACUAUUUUUGUAGAUGAUACAUUGCUGAUAGCCUCUACUCCUUCGGUCUUGCUGAAAAGAAGGAUUUGUAUUUAAUGAUUGGUGGGGAAGGAAGGGAGUUAAAUGCUAGUUUGCACUCAGGACUGGGGCAGGGAUCACAUGUGAUAACAGGAUGUUAAAAACACACUGUAAUUCUGUCUGUGAAGAUGUCACCAUUCUGCUGCAACGAGCUGAUGAAAUUGUAGUACAGCCCCACGAAGAGUGUUUCGUUCACUUCUCAAUUAAUUGUGCUUGAUUGUGACUCACUAAUGACUGGAGAGGCUGGUUUCGCCCUUUCUGAUCAAAGCAGACAUGUCUGUCUUGUGCCACUCUCCUCCACUGCCCGAGAUGGCAGUCUGUGCUAGACAUGAACUGCUGCUGUGCAGCCAAACCCUGACACAGUUUGCUCCUGCCUCCGAGAAAAGGGCUGAAGCUGCCAUGUUGUGGCCUCUGUGGUGUAGUGUAGUCCAGCCUCAAAAAGGCUGAACUGUUCAAAGGUGUUGUCCAAACAAGACUUUUAAAAUGGAAGUUCUGCUCAUCUUCAGUGUUGUGUUUUCUGUACUUAAGCAAUGAAUGGCGGCCAUUAUACUUAACCUCUUAUUGUGUGUAGUGAAUAUAGAGGAUGCUCUACAGUUUAGGGGUAAAAAAAACUCCCAGAGAUCUAGGAAUAAAUCACAGCUGAUAUCCUUCUGGCCUAACCUGCAAAAAAUUCUGCUAUUAUACAGAAACUUGGCUCAUCUCUUGAUGUUGAAGGUACGUGCAUCUAUCUACUCAAAAACUGUACCUAGGCUGACUUCCCUAAUGAGUACCGUGUAAUUUCCAGAUGUCCUGCCAUGGUACAGUACUCCACAAUACUCUGAAAACACUCUCAUGGUGGAAAAACAAUGCAGUUAAUUGGAAAAGAUCAUAAAUCCCACAAAAACGGAAAAUAAUAUUUAGUACUGUUAGUACUGCAUAUAUGUAUAGUGUGGAUCGUGCACUUUUGGAAUAUUGAGCAGGCUUCUGUUGAAGUCUGUAGAAUGCAUGAAAGCCAAUACCUUUGAUUUCUCUUACAUAACCAUUGCAAAAAAAAGAAGUCCUUUUUUGGAUGGUAAUGUGUGAGAGGAAAUAGGACAUAAAAAUGAACACUAAUGACUUUUAGAGACAGAGUGCAGGAAAAUUCUCCAAGCCAUAUGUUUCCUCUAGUAUUCAUGGACAAUUAAAUUAAUCAGUGUUUGAAUUCUGGAUGACCAGUAGAGGUGAACACAGUACUGAGGGUAUUAUACUAAUUUUGUGCUAAUCAAUGAGCCAAUAGCUUUUCCUUCCUCAUAAGCAGGGCUUGUUUUACAAGCAACGGGCUCCAUAGUCGUGGUGCUAAUUGCACAGAAAGGAGAGAGAGUAAAAAUCCAAAACUUAACCAAACCAGGAAACAGAUGGUAAAGACUUUAGAGGCUUUAGAGUUGGAGAGCUAAACAAUUUUCUUCUUGCAUAAAUGUUUCUUUAGUCCAAAUCUUGCAUCCUGUUUUAUUACACUGCCACCAGGCAGUCUCCACAAAUUGCUCUAGAUCUGCAAUCACAUGCUGAAUAGACCAAGUUAAACCCCACAUCAGGCUUUAACUUAGAUCUUGAUGAAUUCAGCUCAAACCUUUUUUUUUUUUUUUUGCAAGUUUUACUUCCCUAGGAGCUUUCGUGCAUUCAUCAUUCAAUUUUUGGAAUAUCUUACACAUGAUCUGUGCAGAAAGGCUUUUGUGCUCAUGCAUUCUCAGAAAUGCCUUUGCCAGCAGGAUUGGUAGCUCAGAGGAGUGUGAAUGUUGGCUUCUGCUUGAGUUUUCUGCACUAAAAUAUUCAUCCCCCCAAUUUCCACCAUACAUCCUAGUGCACUAUCUGAAAAGUGUGAGAUAGAAAUGCUCGUGGGCAAUUGGAAAGAGGUGUUGUGUCCUUUGUCCUGCUGUACAACUGUGGCUUCUUUCUGUGCUGCAGCCUGAGCUUUACUUUGCACAUGCUGUGGUUAUGGAGCACGUGCUCUUUGUGGCUGUCACAUAGGAAUGUUUUUGUCUCCUUGCAGGCUGUAAGGUUUUUGUAAUGGACAAGAGCUCUUGAGGAAGCCACUGACUUAACUCAACAUAUUCUGUGAUUCACUUAAAAUGUAGAAAGAGCACUCCAAAAAACCUCAGUUUGGAGAAUGAAAACAGAGGGGUCAGGCUAAGCUAAAUGUAUGGGUCUGUGUUGUGUCAAAUGCUGCUGCAGCUGAGUGGCAGCAACUCUGCAAAGAAAGCACCCCACACAACUGCAGCAUGCACAUUUGUUUCUAUCACUACAUUUGUAUGGUGCUGGAAUAUGAAACAAGGGCACUCUUUCAAAGCAGUUAUAUAUAGUUCCACACACGACACUUGAGCUGUAAGAUAUAUUGACAAAAGCAGUCAAGAGCUGCUGUCAGUGUGUAAUUUCACCAAAUUCUGCUGCAUUGGUUUAAAAUAGUAACCUCUCUUCAUCCUGUUGCCUGCACAAUGCAAGUCCCUAACCAUCAGUUUUGUCUUCCUUUAUGAUAGCAACUGCUGGUAAGAUUGUGUCAUUCCCACGGGGCCUCAUGCAGUGGUCUGAAAGCUUAGUUAGUUUGGGUUAUUCUGGACUUUGUCCAGAAGUGGAAAGUCAAAUUUAAAAACUAUUACUGCUCCAACAUCACUUAGAGUUGGGAUUUUUUUUUAAAUACAUACUAGAUAUUAAACAGGCAGGAGUUGUCUGUUGCAUUCUUUGCGAGUAGAAGAAAAAAUAAGGAUUACAAACUCAGUGGAGGAAAAAACCCCAGACCUUUGGGUGUCCUCCAGUUCCUGCCAGUGGGAGAAAUGUGUUUAUUUUAGCAUGACAUAGAAUAGAUGUAAACAUUUUCUUUUUAAACCUCCCUGUGUGGUCACCUCAGUUAUUCAGGAUGAUGUAAGCCACUGACUUUCUCCUUUAAGUGGUUAUGGAGUUAUCCAAUAUAUAUUUUUUGGGAGACAGUAAAGAUAUCUUAGACAAUUAUGUGAUUGAUUAAGAGAGUAUGGAGAUGGAGUAAUUAGGCAUAAAGUAAGUGCCAUAGAGUGCUGAGUUAUAGGGGAAAUCCUUGGGUCAAUUUAUGAUUGUAGUUGCUGUUUGUUCUCUGGUGAGGGUGAAUGGUCUCCAUCCCAGACAGCAGCCAGGGAAUCAGAGCACAAGAAGUCCAGUUUACUGUGCCAUCUUCAGCUGAGAGGGGUAGUUGCUCUGGCUUUUUUGGUUGGUUGUUUCUGACACCCCACACCCUCCUGGGUAAGUGUAGCAGGAGUAGGAAGUGUUGAAAUGUACCUGUGGGGCAAACCUGACCAGAUUCUGAUGGAUCACUGGGAUGUGCUGACUGAUGGUGCUCAGCCACCACAUGUUCAGAUGUGCUCUGGGAGUGCCUUUGCAGGUGAGGAGCCUCAGGCCCUUCUGACCUUUACUUAGAGGCUUUUUUGUUUGGGCAAUAUUUACUGAGAGGCAUACAAUAUGCCACAGUCUAAACUGAGAUUCAUUGUUUUGACAGUGUAUUUAAUGCUUUGUGUUUUUUUCCCCAAGUAACUGCUUGCAUCUCAAUGCUACUUAUUAAUGUGUUUUCCUCUUUCAUCCCCCAUUAGCUGUUUUCAGUACCAAUGUUUCUAAUAAAAUCCUCACAUAUUUCCAGUGAAAAUGUUCAUAAUGCCAAGUAGUCACAAAUGAGCCAUAAAAUCUUAAUCUGUAAACUGUAAAAGAGCCCCAACCAAACAAAACUCCAUUAGUAAAACACAAGGAAAAAAACCCACAUUUUCUGCCUUGGGAAUAACGACUUCAUGAAUAAUAAUGAAACUAAGGAUUUUCAUCCAGGUAAAAGGUCAGCCAAACUUUAGCAGCUGCAUCUUGGGUUAUUUGUUUGAUUUUAUUACGUGAUAGUAGAAAGUGAGGGCUGUAGUUCGGGUAUUGUAGAUUCUUGCAGCACAACUGUGGUGUGUAAAUGUGUCUCCACAGAAUGUGACCAAAGGCUUUCUUGGGUGUAACACAGUUUUAGCUGAAACUCUCCCCCUUUACUGAAUGUCCAUUGAACAUGCAGAAGUCUUAAUGUUGUCUGGCAUAUUUCUUGACCACUGGUGUCUGGGGGGAAGUUGGUAUGAGUUCCUAUAAGUGAGUAGGAUGAGAGCAAAAUAAAUUAUGUCCUAAAUUAA
Zonotrichia albicollis (white-throated sparrow) is the source of this 7197-nucleotide messenger RNA. RefSeq names its product CNKSR family member 3 (gene CNKSR3). Gene Ontology annotation, cellular component: membrane; cytoplasm. The record is from RefSeq and is a predicted model, not a curated record. NCBI's taxonomy places the organism in Eukaryota, Metazoa, Chordata, Aves, Passeriformes, Passerellidae. Gene Ontology annotation, molecular function: protein binding. Gene Ontology annotation, biological process: regulation of signal transduction.